AAAGAAAAUAAUAUGCUCUUAAUUUAAAAAAAAGUGUUUUAAAAGUAAAAAAGAAACUUAAUAAAAAACCUAAAACGGGGAUUAUUGUAUUAAAAAGAAAAAUUUAAUAAAACAAACAAAAUGGAAUUCAUAUUACGAGUACCCUGCCUAGAAGGCUCUAAUGAUAUAACUUGCAAAAAUUGUCACAUCUGCCUCAACCACUGCUCCUCCUACAUCUCCUCAGCGGCCUUAAAUACCAACAGCAGCAGCUCUACAAAACAACACAGCUACAGCCCACAAACAUCCAAAAUAAGCAGUAACAAUAAUAAUAAUACCUCUGCCACUACAACAACCAGCUCUUCAACGAUCUUAACCCUAAAACGCCUAUGCACUUUCCUGCUUUUAUUGAAUCUAUUCUCAACAGCCGCAGGUUGUGGUCCCGGUCGAGGUAUUGGCGGUCCUAGACCAAAACGUAAAUUAACCCCUUUAGUAUUUAAACAGCAUGUACCAAAUAUGUCCGAACAAACAUUGGGAGCUUCGGGUAUUAGCGAAGGUGCCAUCAAUCGUGAUUCGGCUAAAUUUAAAAAAUUGGAAUUUAACAAUAAUCGAGAUAUUAUAUUUAAGGAUGAAGAGGGUACCGGUGCCGAUCAUGUUAUGACCAGGCGCUGCAAAGAAAAACUUAAUACAUUGGCCAUAUCGGUUAUGAAUCAAUGGCCGGGUGUACGGUUACGUGUUACCGAAAGUUGGGAUGAAGAAUAUUUACACGAUGCAAAUUCUUUACAUUAUGAGGGACGAGCUGUUGAUAUUACCACCUCAGAUCGUGAUCGCAGCAAAUAUGGCAUGUUGGCACGUUUAGCUGUGGAGGCUGGUUUCGAUUGGGUCUACUAUGAAACCAGAGCUCAUAUACACUGUUCAGUUAAAUCUGAUUCUUCUCAUACCCCUCAUGAUAGUGGUUGUUUUACCAAAGACAGUACGGUUUUACUGCAAAGCGGCGAACGCAAAGCUAUGAGUGAUCUUGUUAUAGGAGAUCAAGUACUUAGCAUGAAUGCUAAAGGAGAAGCCAUUUACAGUGAGAUCAUUUUAUUUAUGGAUCGUAAUUUGGAAUUGGCUCAAGAAUUUGUGCAAUUAACCACCGAUACGGGUGUCCAAUUGACCGUUACUCCGGCUCAUUUGGUUAUGGUUUGGAACUCGGCUAAACAAUUGGCGGAUUAUGUAUUUGCUGAUCGUGUGGAAGAGGGAGAUCAAGUAUUUGUUUAUGAUCACACUGGUCUCUUAAGGCCUCAAAAAGUAGUGGACUUAAAGGCUGUUUUAAGAAAAGGUGUGGUAGCUCCUUUAACCCGUGAGGGCACUAUAGUGGUUAACUCCGUGGCUGCCUCCUGUUAUGCCAUAGUUAAUAGUCAAUCUUUGGCUCAUUGGAGUUUGGCUCCUUUGCGUGUUUGGUCCGCUCUUAAGGAGAGACUUUUCUCAACAUCUUCUUCAACGGGCAAAAGUCAGCACACGUCUACCGGCCAAUUGCAAAAUGGUGUACACUGGUAUGCCAAAACUUUAUAUUCGAUUAAGAAUUUUGUAUUACCCAAAUCCUGGAGACACUAGUAGCAGAACAAAAAGAACUUGGAUUUGAAAGCUGGCAAAUAUUUCCCGUCUAGAAUUGUUCUUUUGUUUUUUUGUCAUCAUGUCUUUAGUUACUAAGUAGGCAAUCUAAUGCAAAAUUUGCAAAAAUAUAUAAUUAAUUUAUUUUAUUAUUUUUACUACUUAAGCAAUUACCUGUUAUAUGUAUUUAUCAAUUAUGAAUCAAUUGCGCUUGCGCAAUCUAGAAUAUAAGUUUAUUUAAACAAAAUAUUUAUAAAACAAAUUAUCUAAAAAAAUUAAAUGAAAUUAAAGAAAUUAUAAUGUUUAGUUUUGAAAAUAUUUCACAUUUUCUAAAGAAUUGAAAACUUUUUCUAUUAGAAAAUUGUGAUUUUAAAAAAAGUUUUCCUUUAAAACUACCGAAAAUUUUAAAAAUCUUUAAAAAUUUCAAGAAUUUAGUUUCUUUGCAUCAUUAUUAUUUGAAGAAUAAAAUCCAAAUAUAUUUUUAAAAAAAUAAUUUCUAAUGUAAAUAUUGUAAUAAAAAAUAAAAUUAUGUAUAAAUCCAAUUGUUUAUAAUAAAAGUGACUGAAACUAUUAUUAAAUAAACAA
Molecule: messenger RNA, 2154 nt
Organism: Lucilia cuprina (Australian sheep blowfly)
Lineage: Eukaryota; Metazoa; Arthropoda; Insecta; Diptera; Calliphoridae
Gene: hh
Product: protein hedgehog
Exons: 3
Coding region: 121-1572 (483 amino acids)
Biological process (GO): multicellular organism development; smoothened signaling pathway; regulation of gene expression
Molecular function (GO): patched binding; calcium ion binding
Source: RefSeq, a predicted model, not a curated record